This is a messenger RNA of Penicillium pulvis, 990 nucleotides long. Its product is annotated as YeeE/YedE family protein. The record is from RefSeq and is a predicted model, not a curated record. Gene Ontology annotation, cellular component: plasma membrane. Lineage: Eukaryota; Fungi; Ascomycota; Eurotiomycetes; Eurotiales; Aspergillaceae. The coding region runs from base 1 to 990 and encodes 329 amino acids. The transcript has 2 exons.
AUGUUCACGCCGAUUCACACUGCACUGGGUGCCUUACUGCUCUACCAGGGCUCUUCGGGGUUGCUCUUUCAUAAUGGUGCUGUCUUUGGUAUCUCGUCUCUGGUCUCGGGGUCUAUACUUCACCCGAGCAGGGAAAAUGUGCCUAUUAUUGCGGGUUUGGUGUGCAGUAUCGUCCCUGUGUGGGCUUUGGCUCCCUCUCUCAUCCCCAACUACCCUGUUGCGCCUAAUUCUUUGGCCUCGGUGGCUGCAACAUUCGGUGUUGGCGUUCUGAUGGGCUGGGGAACGAAGAAUGGUCGCGGAUGUACCUCAGGACAUAUGCUCUGUGGCUUAUCACGCUUGUCUCCUCGUUCGUUGAUCGCGACAGCUAUUUUCUUCACCACCGCUCUGAUAACGGCCAACUUCGUUGGAGGAUCUGGUAUUCCACCUUGUGAGAUGGGCCCUUGUUAUACUCCCAUAUACCCAUCGGUAGCAGAGCUUGCGUUCAUGUCUGGUGCUUUGAUCUUAUCUAGCAUCACGAAUUUCUUUAUUGUGCCGAAGGUACUCACACGAUCUGAGGAAUCGAGAACGUUGUUUUCCUAUCUCGCGGGACUGGAGUUUGGACUCGGACUGUUGAUAUCCGGGAUGGCUGACCCUGCCAAGGUCUUAAGGUUCUUUGCCUUUCUUACGGACUUUUCUCGCUUUGAUCCUUCUUUAGCAUUGAUCAUUGUGUUUGGCAUCGGUCCAUCGAUGGCGACCUAUCUGUCUAACAGUCCCCGUCAGAUAAGUCACAAAGGAAAGUCACAGACAAAACCCACGCUUGCCGAAAACUGGAGACUUCCCACAGCCACGGUGGCUGAUAUUGACUGGCGGUUCGUUUUCGGUGCGGUGGCGUUUGGAAUGGCUUGGGGUCUGAGAGGAGUGUGUCCUGGGCCGGCAAUCCUGCGUACAAUCCUUCAGCCCGUUUGGGGACUUGCAACAAUGAGCGGGUACAUAGUUGGAAACACAUUCUAG